AUGGCCGAAAAGGCGCAUUCCACCGCUAAUGAUGGCGGGAGCAACGAUGUGGCAGCCCCAACGAACGCAGACUCUCGUACCUUUGUACAAGCCGCUUCAACCCAAAGUUACACCGCUGAAGGCACCUAUUACCCCAAUGCGGCCCAUUACCCGGUCAAUACCACUACGUACCCCGUCAACACUAGUAAUCAUCCGGUCAACACCACUAAUCCACACGUCAACACCUCUAAUCAACCCGUCAACACCACUUAUAACCCCGUCAGGACCAUCUACCCCAACAGAGCCAACCACACUGUAGGAAGCAACGGCCCAAACGGACCUGGAAGUAUCAUUCCACUCAACAGCACCAACAUAGUCAACAACAAUCAGCCACCCGGAAACCUCUAUCCAACCAGAAACCCACCCGUCGCUUCGGUUCCCAAUGUGGCACAGCACUUUCUUCCUGGAGGUCAAGGCAUGAAUUCCCACCAUCACCUUGCCGGCACUCCCAACCUUGCGCCUAGCCACAACCCUGUCCCUAACUAUCCUCGUCCUCCGGCUCUCGAUGUGGCACCGCACUUUUCUAGAGGUCAAGGCAUGAAUUCCGACCAUCACCUUGCCGGCACUACCAGCCUUGCGCCUAGCCACAACCCUGUCCCCAACUAUCCUCAUCCUCCGGCUCUCGAUGUAGCACCACACUUUUCUGGAGAUCGAGGCCUGAAUUCCCACCAUCACCUGACCGGCAAUACCAACCUAAGCCACAACCCUGUCCCCAACCAUGCUCAUCUUCCGGCUCGCGAUGUGGCACCGAACAACUUUUCUGGUGGUCAAGCCAUGGCUUCCCCUUAUCAUCCCAGUACCCAACACCUAGCCGGCAAUCCCUAUCCCAACUUUGAACAAAACCCCAUACCCAACCCUCCCCAUCCCCCAGCUCCAUCAGCCCAGGCCACCACUCACGUCCCCGCUGUCGCGAGACCUCCUGUCAUAAGACCAGCUGUUCCAAGCGGACAAACCCGCGUCUGCAAAGGAUCGAGAAGGCAAGGCAUCCACUACCCUUGCGUCAAGAAUCCUCCCAACAGGGUCUGGAAGACGAAGGGCCACGCCAGGAAGUGCCGUGACUGCUUGGCAAACAAGCCGUCCGAGCGAGCAUGUAGGCUCAUCGACGCCUUGGAAGCGGCUGGAUUGGAGCCUUGCUCCAACUGCUACGUCAAGGCAGCAAGGGGCGACGGUGACGGUGGUUUGUGUCCUGACUGCCUGGCUGAUAAGCAGGCCAAUGCUAAGCUGAGGAAGGAAGGCAAAGGUAAGGGACGGAAGAAGGGUAACGGCGAUGAUGUACCGAGGGGUGGCCCUGGCGGUGGUCCGCCCAAGGGAGAUGGCGGCGGUGGUGGUGGGUCUGGUCCGGCUCCAGGUGCGGUUGGUGUCGUCCUUAGCGGCAUCGAUCAAAUGGCCUACUAG
This is a messenger RNA of Neurospora hispaniola, 1434 nucleotides long. RefSeq lists its product as uncharacterized. Bases 1 to 1434 code for a protein of 477 amino acids. The record is from RefSeq and is a predicted model, not a curated record. NCBI's taxonomy places the organism in Eukaryota, Fungi, Ascomycota, Sordariomycetes, Sordariales, Sordariaceae. The transcript is spliced from 2 exons.